UGCUCAAUCAAAAAUGUAGCAGGUUUUUGUCAUUUCCAUCUUGUUUUUACAAUACAUUUUAGGAGGACGAAUCAGUUGAAGACAAAAGGCCACUGCGUCGGGGAAGAUCAUCUGAAAUGCCUGCGAGAGCAAAGGGAACCAGCAAAACACCCAAGGAAGAGAAUAAAGAUGAUGAUGAUCAGAAGUUUGAAAGUGAUGAAGAAUCUGAAAAGGAAACUAAGCCUCCUCGCAGAGGAAGGUCUUCCAAACAGCCCUCCACUCCACUCCAGGAAACUGGUAAAUCAUCUAAAGAGAAGGAAGAGGAAAAGGCUGAAAACUCUGGAGAUGAGAGAAAAUCAGAGAAGGUUGAGAAGAAAACUCCUUUACGCAGGGGGAGACGGUCUGCUGCACAAGGGAAAGAAACAGGCAAUCAGGAUGAGGCUGAAGAAAAGCCAGAUGUUGACUCUGAACAAAAACAGGAUGAGAAAGAAGAUGAAAGAACUGAACAAAAGAUGUCUGGGCGCAGGGGAAGGCCUCCAAAACAGCUUUCCAAAGAAACAGAUAAACCAUCAAAGAUGCAAAAUGAAGAAAAGAAUAGACAGACCCCUGAUGCAGAUUCCAAAGAUGAGGAAGAGACAGAAAAUGAGGGAAAAGUCACAAAAAGGGGAAGAGCAAAGUAUCCACCCAAGGAGUCCAAAGAUACAAGCAAGUCAACCAGAAAGAGAAAGUGUUCUGAAGAAUCUGAUGAGUCAGAUGAUGAGAAUGAACCUGAAAAGUCUGAAGAUAAGAAACCUGCACCAAAGAAACGGCCUCCAAAGCGUGCGUGUAGUGACAGUGGUAGUCCAACCGAGGAGCCAGGAGACGAGGACGAAGACUAUGACGAGGAAGAAGAAAGAACAAAUGAUACAAAAGCAAGAAAUGAUGAAGACAAAGAAAAAACAAUGGAGAAGAAAAAUGUUCGAAGAUCCUCCAAAGGUAGUCCAGCAGAGGAAUCGGAAAAGCAAGAUUCGGAUAAGAAAGAUAAAAAAACUGAACUGGAAGGAAAUGAGGAUGAGGAAGGAGAAGAUGACGGUGAUGAUGAGGAGGAAGGGGAGGAGGAGGAGGAGACACAGAUAAGAGCUACUACACGUUCUGCUUCGAGGCUGGAGGCUGAGAGAAACAAACCCAGUAAACCUUCUACACGGGCAGUCAGGAAACUCGACACCUCAGACUCUGUCCGGGAAAAACCUUCUACAUCCGCCAAGGAAAAAGCAUCCCCUGCUCAUGCUACAACAACACGAUCAAGAGUCCAGCCCUCCCCAGCAAGUAAGCAGGGACGUAGACGUGAAACCAGUCCCCCUGCGGCCCGCACACGGGGGGGACAAAAAACAGAGGAGCCCCCUUCUAAAAGGACCAAGCGAUAAACUGAAAUGCUGUCAGAGGUAGUGAAUGUUGUGGGAGUUCCUAAUCCAGGACUGCCUAAAUAGGUAGUCAAGGUGGCAGGUUUUAAAAAUAGAUACAUUUGAUGUUUGAUUUAAUGGGUUUGAUUUGAAGACUGAGCAUUUCUGCAUAAUUAAUUAAAUUGAUUAUGAGAUUGUCAUUUAAUCAGCGUAGGUUAACCAUCUGUACAGCAUAUAAAGAAUGUUUACUUAAACUGUAUGUUCUUGCUCCAGUGGUUUUCGAAGCCAUAGAAGGAGUCAUUUUGCCUCUGUUAUACAUGCAAAUCGAUAUUUUGGAAGCCUAUGGAAAACUAUGUAAAUAUAUCCAAAAGUAUGCUUUUAUGUUUAAAAAAAAAAAAAAAGAAACUGUAUGACUGUUGUCAUAUUCAUUCUAUGAAUGUUGUAAUGCAGUGCAGGUAUGUAUUUCUUUUUUAUUAUAUUGUAACUUCAUGUUUUGAUUGGUUUUCUUAAUUUUACAAACAUUAACUGUAAUGUACUUUUGUUAUAAAAGAAAACAAAAGACUCAUGAAAAAAGUUUGCCCUUUUAAUACACCAUGUUUAUCUUGAGUGAAAAUGUUUGUUGAAACAAAUGAUGUGCUGUUGUUUCAAAUUGGUAACCACAUAUAAAAAGCUGUAUCCUUUUCUUCA
This is a messenger RNA of Polyodon spathula (Mississippi paddlefish), 2045 nucleotides long. Its product is annotated as ABC transporter F family member 4-like. The record is from RefSeq and is a predicted model, not a curated record. Bases 117 to 1382 code for a protein of 421 amino acids. NCBI's taxonomy places the organism in Eukaryota, Metazoa, Chordata, Actinopteri, Acipenseriformes, Polyodontidae. The transcript has 16 exons.